UUGCUGGACGUUUCCUCAUGUAUCAUCAUCAUUUUCAUCAACCCAUGGACUGACUUGUUUAUUGGCGAGCAAGAUGGAGUUUCUUUUGGGAAAUCCUUACAGUACUCCGGUGGGACACUGCAUUGAGAGAGCCACUGAUGGCUCCCUGCAAAGUGAAGACUGGGCCCUCAACAUGGAAAUAUGUGACAUCAUUAAUGAAACAGAGGAUGGGCCGAAGGAUGCCAUUAGAGCAGUCAAGAAGAGGCUGAAUGGCAACAAGAACUAUAGGGAAGUGAUGUUGACUUUAACGGUCCUGGAGACGUGUGUGAAGAACUGCGGCCAUCGUUUUCAUGCUUUGGUCACUAGCAGGGACUUUGUUGAUGGCGUACUUGUUAAAAUCGUCUCCCCCAAAAAUAAUCCACCCACCAUCGUUCAAGAAAAAGUACUCACCCUGAUUCAGGCAUGGGCUGAUGCAUUCAGGAGCAGUCCAGACCUUACAGGCGUAGUUCAAAUCUAUGAGGAGCUAAAAAGGAAAGGCAUUGAAUUCCCUGUGUCAGACCUGGAGACCCUGUCGCCUAUACACACACCUCAGCGAGCUGCAUCUGCUCCGGAGGGCGACUCCACCCUCCACAAGUACAGCACCACUACUCAGCCCACUCCACAUGUUGCCCCACCGACCUACACUGGCCCUCAGGUCCCCAGCAUUCAUCCCUCUGGAUCCAUCAAUCCUACACCUGAACAGAUUUGCCGCCUGCGCAGUGAGUUGGAUGUUGUUCGUGGAAACGCUAAGGUGAUGUCAGAGAUGUUGACUGAGAUGGUCCCAGGGCAGGAGGAUGCUUCAGACUAUGAGUUAUUACAGGAGCUGAACAGGACUUGUAGAGCCAUGCAACAAAGAAUGGUAGAACUCAUCUCCUGUGUUUCCAAUGAGGCAGUGACUGAGGAGCUGCUGCAUGUCAAUGAUGAUCUCAAUAACAUUUUCCUACGCUACGAAAGGUAUGAGAGGUUUAGGUCUGGGAGGGCUUCUGCUCAGAGUGCCAACAAUGGGGUCCUGAGUGAGGCUACAGAGGACAACCUCAUAGACCUCGGCCCCGGCUCCCCAGCGGUGGUCAGCAACAUGCUGAACACAGCCCCAGCCAGCCUGCCUGCCAACAUCUCUGCCCCUAUGGAAAGGCCCCCAUCCCCAGCGACCUUGGCCUCCCGCCUGGCUGGUCUUGACAUGGGUGCUGACAGUGUGAGCAGUACCCUGAGCUCUCUGUCCAGCUGUAAGCCCCCAGCUGCCCCAGAUGACUUUGACGUGUUCGCUCAAACCAGGACCGGGGCUUUGUCUGAACCACGCAAAACGGCUACAGGAGAGAACGCCACUGGCAGCCUUCCUCCCACUCUUAAUGUCCUGCAGCCACCUGCGGGAGCGGGUGUCGGCGGCCAGUCCUCUAUCAUGGAUGACAUAGAGGAGUGGCUGUGUACCGAUGUGAAAGGAGAUGAAGGCGAGGAGGGUGUGACAAGUGAAGAGUUUGACAAGUUCCUUGAGGAGAGAGCCAAAGCUGCAGAGAUGACCCCCAGCCUACCAUCGCCACCUAGUGGGGACCCAGGUACACUGCAGGAAAAUCCCAGCCGCAAGAAACCAGACAGACCGGAAGACACUUUAUUCGCCAUGUAGGCCUAGCAUCUUUGACCUCUGACCUCCCCAACCCUAAAACCUGACCAGCUGAGCUGCAUCACAUGAGGGCAGACUGACCUGACACUAAAACACAUCCACCUCCGUUAUGACUCAACACAACAGUUCAGUUAUCACUACAGAGAUUUGUACAUGCUUUCUUCAUAAAAAGGGACUCGUUCACUAGACAGAGAAAACCAAGCAAAAGUUGUAUUUUGAAACGCCACCAGAUGAUGGAUUUCACCCACGUGCUGACCAGCAUCAAAGAUAGCGAGGCAGCCUGCCUUCUUUAUAUGUGAAGCACUUACCUCCGCCUGCUGUGGACUGCAGAGUCAUGUCAUAUUCCUGAUAAUUUGAUGUCGAAUCCUUGUCGUAGAUAGAAAGUCCAUUUCUCUUUCAAGCUGUCAGAGCAUGAAUUAACAUCACUAAACUUGAUGCUAUUAAAGGAACCCCAACAGAAACUUUAUAGUUAUUACAAAUAACAUCUAACACUAGAGGAACACUGAGGGUAUCUGCAGAGAUAUUGUCCGGGUGUUUAUACCAGUCCCUUUGCCAGAGUUGAAUUGUAAAUCUGUAAAUGACAAAUCAGGUUUGUUAGUAGUGUGUAUAUUUAAGCUGCAUUAUGUAUGAAAGAGAUGUAGAUUUUUGAAAAGACAUUAGGGAUGCACCAGACCGGCGUGAGCUUUUUCACGAGGAAAGAGAACAGUACACAUCUGAUCAUUUACAGCAAUUCAUCUAAUUCUGUUCUUGUGAUUGGGAUAAUUGUGCACCAUAACAACAUUGCCUUCCUCUAAAAAUCUUCCUUCUCGUGUUUUAGGUUUCUCUUUGAGAAACGUAUCUGCAGUUGUUUGAUUAGAUGUUAGUCAUGGUCGAUGUAUUGACAUUAAUUUUGCUGAGAUUGUCUUCGCCUCAAGCUGCUGAACAAUGCUGUCUAAUUAUCAUUUAUGUAGUGAUCUUUACGCUGGAGAUGAAGAUGUUUUUGUCACUGAAUGCGUUGACGGCGAGUGGUAAUGUUAUUUUUGAACAGAGUUACCGGUAGCUCAAGUGAUACGCACAGCUCGGAUGAGUUUUUACUCAUGAUUGUAGGUUUUGAAACCUCUUUCUGAUUAUGCUGCAUGUUUCUGCUCAAACUGUUUUAAAUGACCAAAUUUGUGAUUUCUUCUGAAUAUGGAAGGGAAAUUUGGGAUAAUUGGACUGUUCAUACACAGUCUGCUCAUAUUUUUGACUUGAAAUUCACAGGUUAAUGUCCAGGGAUGUAAUGAGAAUUCAAUAUCGCACUACAGAAGCUGUUUGCACAUUAUUUUUGUGCAUUUCUCCUUUCUUUCUUUAUGCUGACACCUUAAAAGGCCUGACCUUUUAACAUGACAUUUGUUUUCAGAAAUGAGCUCGCCACAGAUGGAGUGCUACAAAUAAGGCAUUUUACUCUUUUGACAAUAACAAAUGCAACAUGUUACAAUCACAACAAGCUUAAAACAAGCGUGCACUUUGACAGCUGCGGCUCCCUGUACUGUAAACCAGCUAACACUUAACCAGAUGUAAUUAAAUGUGGAAAUAAUUUAGCUGAUGUGUAGAGAUAAUUUAUUCAGCACUAUUUUUCCCCCUUCAGAUCAGUAUUUUAAACCAUUUUAUUGUACAAAAGGAAAAUGGGAAAUUAACUAUGUUUGGGGACAGAAUGAGAAAUUGUCAUAUGUGUAUUUUUGGCUUUUGUUCAUGUAGUUUGUUUUAUACAUUGCUGCUGGCUUAUGUAUCUUAUUUGUUGUUUAUUGGUUUUGUGGGCGUUCUUGCUGGUUGAACUUAUCGAUAUGGACUUGGUUUAUAAGUGCAGAUCAUCACUGAUUUUUAGCUGUAACAGAGAAUCAGACUAGUUUUCUCAUUUAUCUCAUGAAGGAUAUAUAUUUUGAAUAGCCUCAGCCACUCAUGAAUUUAUACACCGACUCCCAGAUGACAAAACAAGCAUAAUUCACUUUGGAAGCUUCUGACAAAACAAACCUGCAUAUUUUGAAAGGGAAACUUCCCCUUCUGUUUCCUUGUUUUAGUGUUAAAUGUGUGUGUGUGUGUGUGUGUGUGUGUGUGCGCGUGUGUGUCGGAUGGUCUGUAAAGCAGAAACGUUUUUAUUUCUGUUGAUUGCACA
Monopterus albus (swamp eel) is the source of this 3764-nucleotide messenger RNA. It is a transcript of the gene tom1l2b, whose product is annotated as target of myb1 like 2 membrane trafficking protein b. Gene Ontology annotation, biological process: signal transduction. Lineage: Eukaryota; Metazoa; Chordata; Actinopteri; Synbranchiformes; Synbranchidae. Gene Ontology annotation, molecular function: clathrin binding; ubiquitin binding; phosphatidylinositol binding. Gene Ontology annotation, cellular component: endosome; membrane. The transcript is spliced from 15 exons. Bases 74 to 1636 code for a protein of 520 amino acids. The record is from RefSeq and is a predicted model, not a curated record.